ACCACCUACGAAUUUGUGCUAAUUGCCUAAUGAUAAUGCUAAUGUUUUAAUGUACUCUUUUUGCUUAUAUUUAUCACGCCUUAAAGUAUACAAGUGUGUAAAGAAGUAUGAAAGAAGAUGUGAAGCGAUAUAACAAGCAAGCAACACACAGAAACUCAGGGAAAGAUUGUUGAUUGUUGUGUACCUACGCGGAAGUGCAUCGCAUAUCUCAUAGCUAGUCAACAUAAAUUAAUUUCUCAUAAAGGUAUCCAACUUAUAUUCUUAUACGUAAAAGUAGUGCUUUAAUGAACGGCAAAUCGAUGACCCAUGGAUCACGGAGAGCGACCUUUUCCUUGCAAAUUGGAUGGCUGUAGGCUGAGUUUUACCACCGAAGAUCACUUGAACGUACAUAGGAAAAAACACGAUAUGCUACUAAAUUUGGAACUGCCCAACAAGUCGAAUCUGUUUGCGGAUCAAACUCCCACACCGACCCGUCUCAUUGGCAAGUGUGAAGAAGUGGGUCUAUUCGAGGAUCUACAAAAGGUCAAUCCAUUUGAUGAGACCUUUCGGAGAGCUGUCGAAGAGAAGAGUUCCGGUUCUGGUGAAAUCGCGAAUGGUAAAGCAGUCCCUUCGCUCGGGCCUGUGGGAACCGGAGAUGAAACCUUACAUACUCCCCAUGUAUUUCCUCUUCUUGAAAGACGAGACAGUCAGAAGCUGUCGAAGUUGAUAAUUUCAAGAUCUACCUCUAAAAGAGGCGAGGAUGCGGCCAUCCAAUCUGAACCGGUGCUUGAAAGCAGACAAUCGUCAAAACGAAAGAAGCAAAAUCAAAUCUAUUCCGGCAAUAAGAAGCCACUUGUGAAAGUGCUACCCAAAAGCACCCCUGCUACGCAACCUGUGAUAAUAAUUUCGUGUGAGCAAAAUGAAGCAUUGCCCUGUAUAAAACCAUCUACCCCACUGCACCCAGUGAAGGCUAAGUUGAAGAAGUACCUAGCUAGAAACGGACAGCUUGAAUCUACGGAUGAAGCAACGCAACAACCAUCGACAUCAGCUACCGCAAGUACCUUAAGCACUGAACAGAGCAUCAAACCUGUUGAGUCGAACGAAAAACCAGCUCGGCUUCGUGAGGAAUCCACGGAUCAAAAACAUGAACGAUGGAAAAUGGCAGCUAAGCGUUAUAGGACACGCGUGAAGCAGAACCAAGACAAAAUCCAUCAGAAAAACCUAGAACUUGAAGAGGAAAACCUGCGCCUGAAGACGGAGCUGGCUCGAAUGCGACAUGUUCUCUCGCUGCACAAGGACUGCUCAGUGACGCGAACUCUGGCAGCAGGAACGAAGGAUAUUCACGCUGGGGCGGCUGGUCUGUCUACCCAAGCAGUGCUCGUUCCAAUGGUAGCGCAAAACUCGCAGCAUUUGUUCGUUGAACCUGUUGCAGUGGCUCCGUCAGCGAAUCCUGUUGUUAACGCUGCUGGGAAUAGUGGUAAUCCAGUUUAUAUAAUUUUGGGAAAAAUUAACUCGAUUCCAGAGUCGGUAAAACCAAUUUGAACCGUUUAUACAGUUAGUCAGAGUUAUGAAUGCAUAUUGCUGCAGAAGAAAAAAAAUAUUUAGUAAUACAAUUUUAAUGCUCCAAGUUUA
Messenger RNA from Aedes aegypti (yellow fever mosquito), 1611 nucleotides. It is a transcript of the gene Atf-2, whose product is annotated as cyclic AMP-dependent transcription factor ATF-2. Gene Ontology annotation, molecular function: cAMP response element binding; DNA-binding transcription factor activity, RNA polymerase II-specific. Lineage: Eukaryota; Metazoa; Arthropoda; Insecta; Diptera; Culicidae. The coding region runs from base 307 to 1521 and encodes 404 amino acids. The transcript is spliced from 2 exons. Gene Ontology annotation, biological process: regulation of transcription by RNA polymerase II. The record is from RefSeq and is a predicted model, not a curated record.